AUGUCGACUUUCCGGUGGUGUGCUACUCCUGGCGGCCGUGUUGCCCCUUGCACCGAUUGUGCCGUCGAAUUUUCUCGUUGCAUCGGUUUGCUGCAAAGGUGUUUCAGCUGCCGCUUCAGCACCACAUUCCUGGGAAGCCCAUCUGCGCACAGAGCACUUGCAGGUAGAGCCAAUCUGGCUGCCCGGCGCCACAUCCCGCCAAGACAGGUAUGUCUAUAUGCGACCAAAGCAGAACAGGCAUUCGAAGACUUCAAGGAGAUGAAGAAGGACUAUGAUGCCAUGCUCAAGAGCCCGCAUCCUCGCAACGCCAAGCGUGUGGGCAACCAGGUGUGGUUCGAUGUGUCUCUUACUCUUCCCUUGGGCCUGGCUUUAGAUACGAGCUGGGACAAGGAGGCGGUCGGAGUCAGUCAAAUCACUGAGGGUGGCAGUGCUUUCGAGCACAACGAGCGGAUCUUGGGCAAGGAUCCUGACGAGCAGAAGAUGUGGAUUCAGCCUGGCGACAGGCUGUUGAUGUUGAAUGGGCAGAAGGUCAAGACCCAGGAGGAUGUGGUCGGCAUCGUCUCCAAGCUCCAGCAGGGAGACAAGGUCAUCCUUAAGCUCGCGCGCCAAGCUCGUGGACCCAUUCAGGUGAUUUUCCCCGAGCCCGCUGAGCCUGUCGUCGUGCGUCCCAGCGCGAAGCUUCAAGACGCAGCGAGGGCGGCAGGUCACAAUGUAAUCUAUCGUUGUGAAGACGGCCUUUGUGGAAGCUGCUGGCAUGUCAGCGAGAAAACUGGAGACAUCUACCAGCUGUGCAUCGAGUCGGUCACGGCUUCCGAGCUGCCUAGCAAGGCACAAGCAGGAUUCAGCGAGCAAAUCGGCGGAGUUGUUCAGGCCUUGUCCGGCAACAAUGAGUGGGAACCGGGUACAUCUUGGGACAACACGGAGCCGCUGCGUCUACGUCCCUGCCCGGAGAUUUACGAGAAGUUCAUGAACCCACACAUGGGGAAGUGGCAAUAUAGUGCUGGUAAGUACUCGGUGACCCGUGAUGAUGAUGAUAACCUCAUCUAUGUCGAGAACAACAUUUCAGGCCUUCUUGUCGAGGAGGAUGACGAUGAUCCCAUGAACCGCUGGUUGACUGCGGACCUUGGUGAGAAUGGCCAGAUCAGGAUCAGGCUGAGCAAAUCUUUAGGCAUCUCUAUCGACAUGGAGUCGCAGUAUAAGCCAGCAGGCAGCGAUGAAUGGGGAGAAAUUCGAACGGCGUUCAAGUACUGA
Symbiodinium natans is the source of this 1251-nucleotide messenger RNA. The record is from the annotation of a GenBank genome assembly. Lineage: Eukaryota; Dinophyceae; Suessiales; Symbiodiniaceae.